Molecule: messenger RNA, 1316 nt
Organism: Oryzias melastigma (Indian medaka)
Lineage: Eukaryota; Metazoa; Chordata; Actinopteri; Beloniformes; Adrianichthyidae
Product: thioredoxin, mitochondrial
Exons: 4
Coding region: 146-718 (190 amino acids)
Biological process (GO): cell redox homeostasis
Cellular component (GO): mitochondrion
Molecular function (GO): protein-disulfide reductase activity
Source: RefSeq, a predicted model, not a curated record
CUUCAAAGAGGAGGCCAAGCCCCGCGUUUGGUUACCGGCGCGUGACAGAGGGGGGACAUAGUGGCGCGUGAGCUAAAGAGGAGGAGGACGAAGAGGGCAAAUCAUACGUAACGAAGAUUAUGGAGGCAGAGAGCAGACGGCAGGAAUGAGGCGCGCGAGAAAACCUUCACAAUCAAAGUUGAAAAAAGAGAUUAGAGAGAUGGCUCACAGGCUGCUGAUACGUAGAGUCUGGACGUUGUCUGUCAAAGAUAUCCGCUGCCUCCCGUCGUCCGCCGCCACAAUCUCCUCAUCUUCCUUCUCAACCUCUCUGCAAUCUCCACCAAGCCGGGUCUCCCUCCUCUCCCCGCCACGCACCCUGCCUCGCACUCUUCAUCAGAUCUCCCGCAGGGAAGUCUCCUUCAACGUCCAGGACAACGAGGAUUUCACAGAAAGGGUCAUCAACAGCCAAUUGCCCGUGUUAGUGGACUUCCACGCUCAGUGGUGUGGCCCCUGUAAAAUCCUUGGCCCCAGGCUGGAGAAGGCUAUUGCCAAACAGAAAGGCCGCGUUGCCAUGGCGAAAGUCGACAUCGAUGAGCACACAGACCUGGCCAUUGAAUAUGGGGUUUCUGCUGUUCCAACCGUCAUCGCCAUGCGAGGAGGCGACGUCGUCGAUCAUUUUGUUGGGAUCAAAGAUGACGAUGAACUGGACUCUUUUGUCAGCAAAGUCAUUGGACAAUAAGCUGUUUGCUUUCAAUAUUUGUUCCUCUGGUGCACGUGGCUGCCCCCCCCCCCAUCUACAUCUAAGUCUGUUUAGCCACAGCCAGUGAAUGAAGCGUUGCCCCAGCUCCAGCUGGCACCCCGUCAGAGGUUCACACCCAUCCAAGGACCAGCUGCUUCAGUCCUGGCGUGUUGCGUUUGUGUUCCUCCUCUCUUUUGUCUGGUGAUGGGUGUGAGCCUCCGGCUGCGUUUUACUUUAGGCUUUUGCUGCAUUCAGAAGCAGCUCUGUGAAUCGGUAACUAAUGUACGUAAAAGCUAAAUAAAAGCUGUUGUGUGUACUGUGAGGAAGAAACUGAGCUUCUGGGAAACCUGACUUUACUGAAUGAUACUUUAGCCCACACGAUGGCGUGGCAUCUGUCAAACACGACUACGCCACACGGGGUCACUUUUACACCAUUUAUGCCUAUCAAUGUGAGGAGGAUGUUUGACUGUGUGUGUGUUUGGGAAACUGAGGUCUGUUGGAAAUUACAGAUGUGAGUUUAAUUUCAGUUUAUGACUUAAAUGAGAUCUGUGUACCGGAAUCAUGACCAGAUGAAGUAAUAAAGACGUCAAGAUGUUCA